GAUCAGAGUAGCCUUGCUCUCUCAAAAAAAAAAAAACAAGAAAAAAAAAAAAACAGGGGAAAGUAAAAACUAUCUCUAACAGCUCAAAGGCAAAGGGAGAUUAAAAAUAAAGUGAAGGAGGAGAAGCAAAGCAAAAUCCCAGUGACCAUCAUGGCAUUCCCAGCAGCUCUGCAGAUAUGCACUAUAUUUCUCUAUUCUUGUGCUCAGAUUGCGGCUGGGCAGCAACAAACAGACAGCUUGUACAUGUGGAUUGAUGCUCAUCAAGCCAGAGUUUUAAUAGGUUUUGAAGAGGAUAUUUUGAUUGUGUCCGAAGGGAAAAUGGCUCCAUUUACUCAUGAUUUCAGAAAAGCCCAACAGAGGAUGCCAGCAAUACCUGUAAAUAUACAUUCUAUGAAUUUUACUUGGAAAGCAACUGGGCAGGCAGAAUAUUUCUACGAGUUUCUUUCUCUGCGGUCCCUGGAUAAAGGAAUCAUGGCAGAUCCUACCGUAAACAUUCCAUUACUAGGAACUGUACCACACAAAACCUCAGUUGUGCAGGUUGGAUUCCCGUGCCUUGGUAAUCAAGAUGGAGUUGCAGCCUUCGAAGUGAAUGUGAUCGUCAUGAAUUCCGAAGGCAAUGUUAUCCUCCAAACACCGCAGAAUGCCAUAUUUUUCAAAACAUGUCAGCAAGCAAAAUGUCCGGGUGGAUGCAGGAAUGGGGGAUUCUGCAACGACAGGCAUGUCUGCGAAUGUCCUGAUGGGUUUUACGGACCGCACUGUGAAAAAGCGCUGUGCAUGCCGCGGUGUAUGAAUGGUGGACUCUGUGUUACACCUGGAUUGUGCAUCUGUCCACCUGGCUAUUAUGGAGUCAACUGCGAUAAAGUAAACUGUACAACAACUUGUCUGAAUGGCGGGACCUGCUUCUACCCAGGAAAGUGCAUCUGUCCUUCUGGGUUUGAGGGCGAUCAGUGCGAAAACAGUAAAUGCCACCAACCAUGCAGAAAUGGGGGAAAAUGCAGCGGCAGAAAUAAAUGCAAGUGUUCUAAGGGUUACCAAGGAGAUCUGUGUUCAAAACCUGUUUGUGAACCGGCUUGUGGAGCGCAUGGUACUUGCAUUGAACCCAACAAAUGUCAAUGCAAAGAAGGAUGGAGUGGAAGACAUUGUAACAAAAGGUACGGAGCCAACGUCAUGAAUGCCCUAAAGCCAACAGGCACCAAAAACAGACAACACACUCCUUCUCCUAAAAGGACUGAAGAAAGGCACAUUCCACCCGAAUCCAAUUAUAUCUGGUGAACCCGCACAUCUGAAACCUUUUACAUUACACAAAGUUCGCAGCCUUCAUUAACCUUUCAUGUGUUGGAUGUUAAAGUGCUGUUCAGAACAGUUUGAGAUUACUGGCCUGAAUCUUAUUAGCUUCAUUAUAAACCACUGACAUAAUCUUUUACUACCAAGGUUAUGUGCUUAGUAUUAUUACAUAGAUUUCCUUUACUCAGUGGUUCCAUCUACGUCCUAUGUAUUUCCAACAUAAAUCCAUUUUUACCAUUUCUUAAAAACAAAUAUCAGGCAGACAUUAGUCAUUUCAGAAGCAAGUGAAGAGUCGGUGAGAACUGUUACUAAUUUACAGGAAUAAAAAUGGUUAAAGUGAAAAUUCUAUUGAGUCAUAGUGUCUUAUUGUUUAACCCCUUAUGAUAUUUCAUGUCCGCGUCACAACCUCUUCCAGUAUGGAAUGUUCUCGUUAAUUACUAUAGGUAGAUCUACACACUUAUUGGGCGAGGCAUUUAAUUUUGAUGAAGAAUAUUUUAUCUCAUAAGGACCAAAUACAUUGUUUUUUCUGUUUCUAAUUUCCAGCUGUCUGCUGUGUCCAACCCUGAAAAUUCCAAGUACUAUGACCACUACAGAGCACUGUGGUGUAUUGGCACCUCUCCCAAUAAAAGUAGUCAAACUACUUCCUAGUGGUUUGGCUUCUCAACUGGGGUCUGCAAGCUGCUGGUCACUUUAUCUAUAAGAGCUGUAAAUUCUCAGCUCUGAGCUAAGUGUGCUGUAGUAGUUAUGGUGUUUGAAGUUACGCAGUCAGCUAGCUUAAAAAAAAAAAAAUAAAGUCCUUCGAGUUCAACCUUUAGAACACAUCUUUUUAUCCUGUUGAUCAAACAGUAGAAAAAAAAAAGUUUGAAACGAUGGCCAAUUAUGCCACAAAGAGGGGAUUUAAUCCUUUAAAUGAGUGGGACAUCUUAAUUUAGAAUAGGAUCUGUAAGACUAAAUUGUUAUUAACGAACAAAUCAGUCACUGCCAUUAAAAGUUAAAUAAAGCAUUGCCUUUCUCAGUCUUUUGUCGAGACUGACCUCGGGAAAUGUCGAGUUUUUGAUCUCUCUUAGUGCUGAGCACUGCAGCAGCGAACAUCAGUGAUUUUUAAUGUACAUUUUUCAUCUAUUAUCGUUGGUCUACCAUUAGAAAAUUCAUCCCACCAUAGCUCAAAGCUUUGCAAAGCAUGUGUCUCUUUUACUGGAGAAAGGAAAGGCAGAAUUUGAUGACAAAAAUUGUCAUUUUAGCCAUUAAUAUUCCUCUAAAUUCAGACAUUGCAGGCAGAUAACACAAAGUGUGGUGUUUAUUUCUUUGCUUUUGUGUACUUAAUUCUUAAACAUUUAAUGUCAUAAUUUAAUUAAUUUUGUAAUCCCUUGAAAUCUUUAUAUUCAUGUAAAAUACAGUAAACUGCAAACUAAUCAGGGCCAAGCAGCUUUGACUGCGGUCUUGAUACUAGAAUUAGUUAAACAAGCAUUUGUUGGGACUUGGGAGUAGUAAGUGGCAUACCGUGAUUAUGAUAUAUUGUAUAUUGUUAACUGCAGAAAAUGUAUGGACAUUUUAUAUUAGCUUCAAAGCAACUAUAGUAUAAUGUCAUUACAGUAAAAUUUACAAUAUUGUGUUCAAAAUUAAAAUGCCACUUUGAUUGUA
Messenger RNA from Pelobates fuscus (common spadefoot toad), 2925 nucleotides. RefSeq names its product WNT inhibitory factor 1 (gene WIF1). Gene Ontology annotation, cellular component: extracellular region; cell surface. The record is from RefSeq and is a predicted model, not a curated record. The transcript has 10 exons. Gene Ontology annotation, biological process: anatomical structure development. Lineage: Eukaryota; Metazoa; Chordata; Amphibia; Anura; Pelobatidae. The coding region runs from base 151 to 1272 and encodes 373 amino acids. Gene Ontology annotation, molecular function: signaling receptor binding.